UUACCUGAUUGGAUCAAGAUUGGAGAUGUGACUGACAAAAGCUGUCAUCUUUUUGUAAACCUUCAAUCAAAAGGCUUAAAAGGGGGAGGUCGAUUUGGACAAACAACUCCACCCCUUGUUGAUUUUCUCAAGGACAUUUUAAGAAGGUAUCCAGAAGGAGGACAGAUUCUUAAGGAAUUAAUCCAGAAUGCAGAAGAUGCGGGGGCCACAGAAGUUAAAUUUUUAUAUGAUGAAACUCAGUAUGGAACAGAGACUCUUUGGUCAAAAGAUAUGGCGCCAUAUCAGGGGGCAGCUCUCUACGUGUACAACAACGCGGUGUUCACCCCCGAGGACUGGCACGGCAUCCAGGAGAUAGCGCGGAGCAGGAAGAAGGACGACCCCUUGAAGGUCGGAAGAUUCGGAAUUGGGUUUAAUUCUGUCUACCACAUAACAGAUGUUCCGUGUAUCUUCAGUGGUGAGCAGAUUGGAAUGUUAGAUCCUCAUCAAACACUGUUUGGCCCCCAAGAAUCAGGCCAGUGUUGGAAUCUCAAAGAUGACAGCAAGGAAAUUAGCGAGCUUUCUGACCAGUUUGCACCCUUCAUUGGCGUUUUCGGAAGCACCAAGGAGACGUUUGCAAAUGGCAAUUUCCCAGGAACUUUUUUUCGUUUCCCUCUUCGCCUACAGCCUUCACAGCUCAGUAGCAACCUCUACAACAAGCAGAAGGUUCUCGAGUUGUUUGAGUCUUUCAGGGCAGAUGCAGACACGGUGCUGCUCUUUCUGAAAAGUGUGCAGGACGUCUCUUUACAUGUCAGAGAGGCCAACGGGACGGAGAAGCUGGUGUUCCGAGUGACUGCGAGUGAGAACAAGGCCCUGAAACAUGAAAGGCCAAACUCGAUAAAGAUUCUGGGAACUGCUAUAAGUAACUACUGUCAAAAGAUUCCAAGCAAUAGCAUCACUUGUGUAACGUAUCAUGUAAAUAUAGUUUUGGAAGAUGAGAGUACUAAGGAUGCACAGAAAACAUCCUGGUUGGUGUGUAACAGUGUGGGUGGGCGAGGGAUUAGUAGUAAACUUGACUCUCUAGCUGAUGAAUUGAAAUUUGUCCCCAUCAUUGGCAUUGCCAUGUCUUUAUCAGACGGAAAUGAUGAAGCAAAAGGAGCAAUGUCUGAUUUCUCAGGAAAAGCAUUUUGUUUCCUUCCUUUGCCGCCGGGUGAAGAGAGCAGAACGGGGCUUCCAGUUCACAUCAGCGGGUUCUUUGGCCUGACGGACAACCGCAGGAGCAUAAAGUGGAGGGAGCUGGACCAGUGGCGAGACCCCGCGGCCUUGUGGAAUGAAUUUCUCGUGGUGAAUGUUGUCCCGAAAGCUUACGCCACUCUAAUCUUAGAUUCCAUAAAACGCCUUGAAACCGAGAAGAGCUCCGACUUCCCUCUGUCGGUGGAUCUCAUCUACAGGCUUUGGCCCGAGGCCGGCAAGGUCAAGGUGCACUGGCGGCAGGUGCUGGCGCCCCUGUUCGGCGAGCUCUUCCAGAGCGCUGUGAUUUACUCCCUCAGCGGCGACUGGGUCAAGCUGGAGCAGGCGCACUUCUCCGAACUUGAUGAAAGCUUGGAUUACACAAAAUCUGUGCUCAACUACCUCCAGAGCUCAGGGAAGCAGAUCGCCAAGGUACCGGGCAAUCUGGCCGCUGCCGUUCAGCUGCAUGCCGCUGCCUCCCCGACGGCCACGCCCGUGAGGAAGGUGACGCCCACGUGGGUGCGGCAGGUGCUGCGCAAGUGCGCGCACACGGGCGGCGCGGAGGAGAAGCUGCACCUGCUCGAGUUCGUGCUUUCCGACCAAGCCUACAGCGAGCUGCUUGGGCUGGAGCUGCUGCCUUUACAGAACGGAAAUUUUGUCCCCUUCUCCUCGUCCGUGUCAGACCAAGAUGUUGUCUACAUUACCUCAGAGGAGUAUCCAAGGUCCCUUUUCCCAGGUCUUGAAGGAAGAUUUAUUUUGGAUAACUUGAAGCCUCACCUUCUAGCUGCUCUAAAGGAAGCUGCCCAAACCCGAGGAAGACCGUGUACUCAACUGCAGCUUCUAAAUCCAGAACGCUUUGCACGUCUUAUUAAAGAAGUAUUGAAUGCAUUCUGGCCUGGCAGAGAAUUGAUUGUUCAGUGGUAUCCAUUCAGUGAAGACCAAAGUUUCCCGUCUGUUUCAUGGCUUAAGAUGGUUUGGAAAAAUCUCUAUAUACAUUUUUCAGAGGAUUUGACUUUAUUUGAUGAGAUGCCACUUAUUCCCAGAACUGUACUAGAUGAAUGUCAGACGUGUGUGGAACUCAUUAGACUCAGGGUUCCGUCGCUAGUCAUUUUAGAUGAUGAAACUGAAGCACAGCUUCCAGAAUUUUUAGCAGAAAUUGUGCAAAAGCUCGGAGGGAUUGUCCUGAAAAAAUUAGAUGCCUCCAUACAGCACCCACUCAUUAAAAAAUACAUCCACCCGCCAUUACCAAGUGCUGUUCUGCAGAUAAUGGAGAAGAUACCAUUGCAGAAAUUAUGUAAUCAAAUAGCUUCACUGCUUCCAACACACAAAGAUGCUCUGAGGAAAUUCUUGGCUAGCUUAACUGAUGUCAGUGAGAAAGAGAAAAGAAUAAUUCAAGAACUGACAAUAUUCAAACGAGUUAACCACUCAUCUGAUCAGGGGGUUUCCUCUUACACAAAAUUGAAAGGUUGUAAAGUCUUGCACCAUACUGCCAAGCUGCCGACAGAUCUGCGACUUUCUAUUUCAGUAAUAGACAGUAGUGACGAGGCUACACUUCGCCUGGCAAACAUGUUGAAAAUAGAGAAAGUAAAAACCACUAGCUGCUUAAAGCUUGUUCUAAAAGAUCUUGAAAAUGCAUUUUAUUCACAUGAUGAGGUAACACACCUUAUGCUGUGGAUCCUUGAAAAUCUUUCCUCUCUUAAAAAUGAGAAUCCCAAUGUGCUUGAUUGGUUAAUGCCAUUAAAAUUCAUUCAGAUUUCACAGGAAAGGAUGGUAUCAGCCAGCGAACUCUUCGAUCCGGAUGUAGAAGUACUAAAAGAUCUCUUUUGUAACGAAGAAGAAACCUGUUUCCCACCUUCAGUUUUUACCUCACCAGAUAUUCUUCAUUCUUUAAGACAGAUUGGUUUAAAAAAUGAAACCAGUCUUAAAGAGAAAGACAUUGUGCAAGUGGCAAAAAAAAUUGAGGCCUUACAGGCCGGGUCCUGUCCAGAUGAGGAUGUUCUGAAGAAAGCCAAAACACUCUUACUGGUCUUAAAUAAGAAUCACACACUCUUGCAAUCCUCUGAAGGAAAGACAACAUUGAAGAAAAUAAAGUGGGUUCCAGCCUGCAAGGAGAGGCCUCCAAACUACCCAGGUUCUCUGGUCUGGAAAGGGGAUCUUUGCAGUCUCUGUGCACCGCCAGAUAUGUGUGAUGCGGCCCAUGCAAUUCUAGUGGGCUCCUCACUUCCUCUUGUUGAAACUGUCCACGUAAACUUGGAGAAAGCGUUAGGUAUUUUCACAAAACCUAGCAUCAGUGCUGUUUUAAAACACUUUAAAGUUGUCGUUGACUGGUAUACUUCAAAAACCUUCAGUGAUGAAGACUACUAUCAGUUUCAACAUAUUUUGCUUGAAAUUUAUGGAUUCAUGCAUGAUCAUUUGAAUGAAGGGAAAGAUUCUUUUAGGGCCUUAAAAUUUCCAUGGGUUUGGACUGGCAAAAAGUUCUGUCCUCUUUCCCAAGCUGUGAUAAAACCAAUCCAUGAUCUGGAUCUUCAGCCUUAUUUACAUAAUGUGCCUAAAACCAUGGCAAAAUUUCACCAAUUAUUUAAGGUCUGUGGUUCAAUAGAGGAGUUAACGUCGGAACAUAUUUCCAUGGUCAUUCAAAAGAUAUAUCUCAAAAGUGAUGAGGAGCUCAGUGAACAAGAAAGCAAACAAAAUCUUCAUCUUAUGUUGAACAUUAUCAGAUGGCUAUAUAGUAACCAAAUCCCAGCAAGCCCCAAUACGCCAGUUCCUAUACAUCACAGCAAAAACCCUUCUAAACUUAUCAUGAAGCCGAUUCAUGAAUGCUGUUACUGUGAUAUCAAAGUUGAUGACCUCAAUGACUUACUUGAAGAUUCAGUGGAACCAAUCAUUUUGGUGCACGAGGACAUACCCAUGAAAACUGCAGAAUGGCUGAAAGUCCCAUGCCUCAGUACAAGACUGAUCAACCCUGAAAACAUGGGGUUUGAGCAGUCAGGACAAAGGGAACCACUUACUGUAAGAAUUAAAAAUAUUCUGGAAGAAUACCCUUCCGUGUCAGAUAUUUUUAAAGAACUGCUUCAAAAUGCCGACGAUGCAAAUGCAACAGAAUGCAGUUUCAUGAUUGAUAUGAGAAGAAAUAUGGACAUAAGAGAGAAUCUUCUAGACCCGGGGAUGGCAGCUUGCCAUGGACCUGCUUUGUGGUCAUUCAAUAAUUCUGAAUUCUCAGAUUCAGACUUCGUCAACAUAACAAGGUUAGGAGAGUCUUUAAAAAGGGCAGAAGUUGACAAAGUUGGAAAAUUUGGACUUGGGUUUAAUUCUGUGUACCAUAUCACUGACAUUCCCAUCAUUAUGAGCCGAGAAUUCAUGAUAAUGUUUGAUCCUAACAUAAACCAUAUCAGUAAACAUAUUAAAGAUAAAUCUAAUCCUGGGAUCAAAAUCAACUGGAGUAAACAACAGAAAAGACUUAGGAAAUUCCCCAAUCAGUUCAAACCAUUUAUAGAUGUAUUUGGCUGUCAGUUGCCUUUGACUAUAGAGGCGCCUUACAGCUACAAUGGAACUCUUUUCCGACUGUCCUUUAGGACUCAGCAGGAAGCGAAAGUGAGUGAAGUUAGCAGUACCUGCUAUAAUACAGCAGACAUUUACUCCCUUGUGGAUGAAUUUAGUCUCUGUGGACACAGACUGAUCAUUUUCACACAGAGUGUAAACUCAAUGUAUUUGAAGUACUUAAAGAUUGAGGAAACUGAUCCUAGCUUAGCGCAAGAUACAAUCGUAAUUAAAAAAAAAUUCUGUUCUUCCAAAGUAUUGGAUGCACCUGUCCUGAGUGUUUUAAAAGAAGCCGCUAAGCUCAUGAAGACUUGCAGCAGCAGUAACAAAAAGCUUCCUGCCGAUGCACCAAAGGCAUCUUGCAUUCUUCAGAUCACAGUUGAAGAAUUUCACCACGUGUUCAGAAGGAUUGCUGAUUUACAGUCACCCCUGUUCAGAGGUCCAGAUGAUGACCCAGCCACUCUCUUUGAAAUGGCUAAGUCUGGCCAAUCAAAAAAGCCAUCAGAUGAGUUGCCACAAAAAACGUUGGAUUCUACCACAUGGCUUAUAUGUUCUUGCAUGGACCCAGGAGAGGCCCUCAAGUUUUCCCUGAGUGAGAGUGGAAGGAGACUAGGGCUGGUCCCUUGUGGAGCAGUAGGAGUUCUGCUGUCUGAAACCCAGGACCAAAAGUGGACAGUGAAGCCACACAUUGGAGAAGUGUUUUGCUAUUUACCUUUACGAAUAAAAACAGGCUUGCCAGUUCACAUCAAUGGCUGUUUCGCCGUUACUUCAAAUAGAAAAGAAAUCUGGAAGACAGAUACUAAAGGACGAUGGAAUACUACGUUUAUGAGACAUGUUAUUGUGAAAGCCUACUUACAAGCCCUCAGUGUCUUACGUGACCUGGCCUCUAAUGGGGAGCUGACUGGUUAUACUUACUAUGCAGCGUGGCCUGAUCCUGACUUAGUUCAUGAUGACUUUUCUGUAAUUUGUCAGGGAUUUUACGAAGAUAUAGCUCAUGGAAAAGGGAAAGACUUGACUAGAGUUUUCUCUGAUGGAUCCACUUGGGUUUCUAUGAAGAAUGUGAGAUUUCUAGAUGAUUCAAUACUUAAGAGAAAAGAUGUGGGUCCAGCAGCUUUCAAGAUAUUUCUGAAAUACCUCAAAAAGACUGGGUCCAAAAACCUAUGUGCUGUUGAACUUCCUUCUUCAGUGAAGUUAGGAUUUGAAGAAGCUGGCUGCAAACAGAUAUUGCUUGAAAAUACAUUUUCAGAGAGGCAGUUUUUUUCAGAAGUGUUUUUUCCAAAUAUUCAAGAAAUUGAGGCAGGUCUCAGAGAUCCUCUAAUGAAUUUUGUUCUCAAUGAGAAAAUUGAUGAAUUCUCAGGAAUUCUUCGGGUUACGCCGUGUAUCCCUUGCUCUUUGGAGGGGCAUCCUUUGGUUUUACCAUCAAGAUUGAUCCACCCUGAAGGACGAGUUGCUAAGUUAUUUGAUACUAAAGAUGGACGUUUCCCUUAUGGUUCUACUCAGGAUUACCUCAACCCUAUCAUUUUAAUUAAGCUAGUUCAGUUAGGUAUGGCAAAGGAUGACAUUUUAUGGGAUGACAUGCUGGAACGUGCAGAGUCAGUAGCUGAAAUUAACAAAAGUGAUCAUCUCGCCGCUUGUCUAAGAAGUAGUAUCCUAUUAAGUCUUAUUGAUGAGAAACUAAAAAUAAGGGAUCCUAGAGCAAAGGACUUUGCUGCAAAAUAUCAAACAAUCCCCUUCCUUCCAUAUCUGACAAAGCCAGCUGGCUUUUCUUUGGAGUGGAAAGGUAACAGUUUUAAGCCUGAAACCAUGUUUGCGGCAACUGAUCUUUAUACAGCUGAACACCAAGACAUCGUUUGUCUUUUGCAACCAAUUCUCAAUGAAAAUUCCCAUUCCUUUCGAGGUUGUGGUUCAGUUUCACUAGCUGUUAAAGAAUUUUUGGGGUUACUAAAGAAGCCAACACUUGAUCUGGUUAUAAGCCAGUUGAAAGUAGUUGCAAAAUCGGUUGAUGAUGGAAUUACAUUAUACCAGGAGAAUAUCACCAAUGCUUGCUACAAAUAUCUUCAUGAAGCAAUGAUGCAAAAUGAACUAACUAAGAUAUCAGUUACUGAAAAGUUAAAACCUUUUAGCUUCAUUCUAGUUGAAAAUACAUAUGUUGACUCAGAAAAAGUAGCUUUUCAUUUGAAUUUUGAUGCAGCCCCAUACCUUUAUCAGUUACCUAAUAAAUAUAAAAAUAAUUUCCGUGAGCUCUUUGAAAGUGUGGGUGUGAGGCAGUCAUUUAUGGUUGAAGAUUUUGCCCUCGUUUUGGAGUCUAUUGAUCAAGAAAAAGGAAAGAAGCAAAUAACAGAAGAGAAUUUUCAGCUUUGCAGGCGAAUAAUCAGUGAAGGAAUAUGGAAUCUCAUUAGAGAAAAGAAACAAGAAUUUUGUGAGAAAAAUUAUGGCAAAAUAUUAUUGCCAGAUACUAAUCUUAUGCUUCUCCCUGCUAAAUCUUUAUGCUACAAUGAUUGUCCCUGGAUAAAAGUGAAGGAUACCACUGUGAAAUAUUGUCAUGCUGAUAUACCCAGGGAAGUAGCUGUGAAACUAGGUGCGAUACCAAAGAGACACAAAGCCUUAGAAAGAUACGCAUCCAACAUCUGUUUUACAACGCUUGGCACAGAAUUUGGGCAGAAGGAGAAAUUGACCAGCAGAAUUAAGAGCAUCCUGAACGCCUAUCCUUCAGAAAAGGAAAUGUUGAAAGAACUUCUUCAAAAUGCCGACGAUGCUAAAGCCACAGAAAUCUGCUUUGUGUUUGAUCCUAGACAGCAUCCCGUUGAUAGGAUAUUUGAUGACAAGUGGGCCCCAUUGCAGGGGCCCGCACUCUGUGUGUAUAACAACCAGCCUUUCACGGAAGAUGACGUUAGAGGAAUUCAGAAUCUUGGAAAAGGUACCAAAGAAGGAAAUCCUUGUAAAACUGGACAGUAUGGAAUAGGAUUCAAUUCCGUGUAUCACAUUACAGACUGCCCUUCUUUUAUUUCUGGCAAUGACAUCCUGUGUAUUUUUGAUCCCCACGCCAGGUAUGCACCAGGAGCCACAUCUGUUAGUCCUGGGCGCAUGUUUAGAGAUUUAGAUGCAGAUUUUAGAACACAGUUCUCAGAUGUUCUUGAUCUUUACCUGGGGACCCACUUUAAGCUGGAUAAUUGUACAAUGUUCAGAUUUCCUCUUCGUAAUGCAGAAAUGGCAAAAGUUUCGGAAAUUUCUUCAGUUCCAUCGUCAGACAGAAUGGUCCAGAAUCUUUUAGACAAACUGCGCUCAGAUGGGGCCGAACUUCUGAUGUUUCUUAAUCACAUGGAAAAAAUUUCUAUUUGUGAAAUCGAUAAAGGUACAGGAGCUCUAAAUGUAUUGUACUCAGUGAAGGGCAAAAUCACGGAUGGAGACAGACUGAAAAGGAAACAGUUUCAUGCAUCUGUAAUUGAUAGUGUUACUAAGAAGAGGCAGCUCAAAGACAUACCAGUUCAGCAGAUAACCUACACUAUGGAUACUGAGGACUCUGAGGGAAAUCUCACCACAUGGCUGAUUUGUAAUAGGUCAGGAUUUUCAAGUAUGGACAAAGUGUCCAAGAGCGUUGUUUCAGCUCACAAGAACCAAGACAUUACUCUCUUCCCGCGUGGUGGAGUAGCUGCCUGCAUUACUCACAACUACAAAAAGCCUCACAGAGCCUUCUGCUUUCUCCCUCUCUCUCUGGAGACGGGCUUGCCGUUCCAUGUGAAUGGACACUUCGCGCUGGAUUCGGCCCGGAGAAACCUGUGGCGUGAUGACAACGGGGUUGGUGUCCGGAGCGACUGGAACAACAGUUUAAUGACGGCACUGAUAGCUCCUGCCUAUGUUGAACUACUAAUCCAGUUAAAGAAGCGGUAUUUCCCUGGCUCCGACCCAACCUUAUCAGUUUUACAGAACACGCCUAUUCAUGUAGUAAAGGACACAUUAAAGAAAUUUUUGUCAUUUUUCCCAGUUAAUAGGCUUGAUCUCCAGCCAGAUUUAUAUUGCUUAGUGAAAGCGCUGUAUAGCUGUAUUCAUGAAGAAAUGAAACGUCUUCUACCUGUUGUUCGGGCUCCAAAUAUCGACGGCUCUGAUUUGCACUCUGCAGUCAUAAUAACGUGGAUCAAUAUGUCCACUUCAAGUAAGACUAGACCAUUUUUUGACAACUUACUACAGGAUGAAUUACAGCACCUUAAAAAUGCAGAUUAUAAUAUCACAACCCGUAAAACGGUGGCAGAGAAUGUCUAUCGGCUGAAACACCUACUUUUAGAAAUUGGUUUCAACUUGGUUUAUAACUGUGAUGAAACUGCAAAUCUUUACCAUUGCCUCAUAGAUGCAGAUAUUCCUGUUAGUUAUGUGACCCCUGCCGAUGUUAGGUCCUUUUUGAUGACCUUCUCCUCUCCUGACACGAACUGCAUUAUUGGGAAGCUGCCUUGUCGUCUUCAGCAGACAAACCUGAAGCUUUUUCAUAGUUUGAAACUUUUAGUUGAUUAUUGUUUUAAAGACGCAUUAGAGAAUGAGUUUGAAGUUGAGGGACUGCCCCUCCUCAUCACGCUGGACAGUGUUUUACAGACUUUUGAUGCAAAACGGGCCAAAUUCCUAACAACAUACCAUGAAUUGAUUCCUUCCCGCAAAGACUUGUUUAUGAAUACGUUGUAUUUGAAAUACAGUAGUAUUUUGUUGAGCUGUAAAGUUGCAAAAGUGUUUGACAUUUCCAGCUUUGCUGACUUGUUAUCCUCUGUGUUGCCUCGUGAGUAUAAGACCAAAAAUUGUACAAAGUGGAAAGAUAAUUUUGCAAGUGAAUCUUGGCUUAAGAAUGCGUGGCAUUUUAUCAGUGAAUCCGUAGGUGUGAAAGAAGAUCAGGAAGAAACAAAACCAACAUUCGACGUUGUUGUGGAUACCCUCAAAGACUGGGCUUUGCUGCCAGGAACAAAGUUUACUGUGUCAGCCAAUCAGCUUGUGGUUCCGGAAGGUGACGUCUUGCUUCCUUUAAGCCUAAUGCACAUUGCAGUUUUUCCAAAUGCCCAGACUGACAAAGUUUUUCAUGCUCUGAUGAAAGCUGGCUGUAUUCAGCUUGCUCUGAACAAAAUCUGCUCCAAAGACAGCGCAUUUGCUCCGCUCUUGUCAUGUCACACAGCAAACAUAGAGAGCCCCACCAGCAUUUUAAAGGCUGUACAUUACAUGGUCCAGACUUCAACGUUUAGAACUGAAAAACUAGUAGAAAGUGACUUCGAAGCACUUUUGAUGUAUUUCAACUGCAAUUUGAAUCACUUGAUGUCUCAAGAUGACAUAAAAAUUUUAAAGUCGCUUCCAUGCUACAAAUCCAUCAGUGGCCGCUAUAUGAGCAUUGCCAAAUUUGGAACCUGCUAUGUACUAACAAAGAGUAUACCCUCAGCUGAAGUGGAAAAGUGGACACAGUCAUCUUCGUCUGCAUUUCUUGGAGAAAAAAUACAUUUAAAAGAAUUGUAUGAGGUGCUUGGUUGUGUCCCUGUAGAUGAUCUCGAGGUAUAUUUGAAACACCUCUUACCAAAAAUUGAAAAUCUCUCUUACGAUGCAAAAUUAGAGCACUUGAUCUACCUUAAGAAUAGAUUAUCAAGUAUUGAGGAAGUAUCAGAGAUUAAGGAACAACUUUUUGAAAAAUUGGAAAGUUUAUUGAUUAUCCAUGAUGCUAACGGUCGACUAAAGCAGGCAAAACAUUUCUACGAUAGAACUGUGAGAGUUUUUGAAGUUAUGCUUCCUGAAAAAUUGUUUAUUCCUAAAGACUUCUUUAAAAAAUUGGAACAACUUAUAAAACCUAAAAAUCAGGCUGCAUUUAUGACAUCCUGGGUGGAAUUCUUAAGAAAUAUUGGACUGAAACACAUACUUUCUCAGCAGCAGUUGUUACAGUUUGCUAAGGAAAUCAGUAUGAGAGCUAAUACAGAAAACUGGUCUAAAGAAACAUUACAAAAUACCGUUGACAUCCUUCUCCAUCACAUAUUCCAAGAACGAACAGAUUUAUUGUCUGGAAAUUUUCUCAAAGAACUGUCUUUAAUCCCAUUCUUGUGUCCUGAGCGGGCCCCCGCUGAAUACAUUAGAUUUCAUCCUCAAUAUCAAGAAGUAAACGGAACACUGCCUCUUAUAAAGUUCAACGGAGCACAAGUAAAUCCAAAAUUCAAGCAGUGCGAUGUUCUGCAGCUAUUGUGGACAUCCUGCCCUAUUCUUCCAGAGAAAGCCACACCUCUGAGUAUCAAAGAACAAGAAGGUAGUGACCUUGGUCCACAAGAACAGCUUGAACAAGUUUUAAAUUUGCUCAAUGUUAACCUAGAUCCUCCUCUUGAUAAAGUCAUUAAUAACUGCAGAAAUAUAUGCAGCAUAACAACUCUGGAUGAAGAAAUGGUGAAAACUAGAGCAAAGGUCUUAAGGAGCAUAUAUGAAUUUCUCAGUGCAGAGAAAAGGGAGUUUCGUUUUCAACUACGGGGGAUUGCUUUUGUGAUGGUAGAGGAUGGCUGGAAACUUCUGAAACCUGAGGAGGUAGUGAUAAACCUGGAAUAUGAGUCUGAUUUUAAACCUUACUUGUACAAGCUGCCUUUAGAGCUUGGCACAUUUCAUCAGUUGUUCAAACACUUGGGUACUGAAGAUAUUAUUUCAACAAAGCAAUAUGUUGAAGUGUUAAGCCGCAUAUUCAAAAACUCUGAAGGAAAACAGUUAGAUCCUAAUGAAAUGCGAACAGUUAAAAGAGUCGUUUCUGGUCUGUUCAAGAGUCUACAGAAUGACUCUGUCAAGGUAAGGAGUGAUCUUGAGAACGUUCGCGACCUCGCACUGUUCCUUCCUAGCCAGGAUGGCAGGUUGGUAAAGUCGAGCAUCUUAGUCUUUGAUGAUGCACCCCAUUAUAAAAGUAGGAUUCAGGGGAAUAUUGGUGUGCAGAUGUUGGUUGAUCUUAGCCAGUGCUACUUAGGGAAGGACCAUGGCUUUCAUACUAAAUUGAUAAUGCUGUUUCCUCAAAAGCUUAGACCUCGUCUGCUAAGCAGUAUCCUGGAAGAACAGCUAGAUGAGGAAACACCCAAAGUUUGUCAGUUUGGAGCAUUGUGUUCUCUUCAGGGAAGGUUGCAGUUACUCUUGUCUUCUGAACAGUUCAUCACGGGGCUGAUUAGGAUUAUGAAACAUGAGAACGAUAACGCUUUCCUAGCCAAUGAAGAAAAAGCCAUAAGACUUUGCAAAGCUCUGAGGGAAGGAUUGAAAGUGUCCUGUUUUGAAAAGCUUCAAACGACAUUGAGAGUUAAAGGUUUUAAUCCCAUUCCCCACAGCAGAAGUGAAACUUUUGCUUUUCUGAAGAGAUUUGGUAAUGCAGUCAUCUUGCUGUACAUUCAGCAUUCAGACAGUAAAGACAUUAAUUUCCUUUUAGCCUUAGCAAUGACACUUAAAUCAGCAACUGACAAUCUGAUAUCGGACACUUCGUAUUUAAUUGCUAUGCUGGGAUGCAAUGAUAUUUAUAGGAUCAGUGAGAAACUUGACAGUUUAGGAGUGAAAUACGACUCUUCAGAGCCAUCAAAACUGGAACUUCCGAUGCCCGGCACACCCAUACCUGGCGAGAUCCAUUACACGCUGCUGAUGGAUCCCAUGAAUGUUUUCUAUCCCGGCGAGUACGUUGGGUACCUCGUGGAUGCGGAAGGUGGUGAUAUCUAUGGGUCAUACCAGCCAACAUACACAUAUGCAAUCAUUGUACAAGAGGUGGAAAGAGAAGAUGCUGACAGUUCUAGUUUUCUAGGAAAGAUAUAUCAGAUUGAUAUUGGUUAUAGUGAAUAUAAAAUAGUCAGCUCUCUUGAUCUGUAUAAAUUUUCAAGGCCUGAUGAGAGCUCUCAAAGCAGAGACAGUGCUCCUUCCACCCCCACCAGCCCCACAGAGUUCCUCGCCCCUGGCCUGAGAAGCAUCCCGCCCCUUUUCCCUGGCAGGGAGGGCCACAAGGCUGCAUCCUCAAAGCAUCACUCCCCCAAAAAGCUGAAAGUGAACUCUUUACCAGAAAUCUUAAAAGAAGUGACAUCAGUGGUGGAGCAAGCUUGGAAGCUUCCGGAAUCAGAACGGAAAAAGAUUAUCAGGCGGUUGUAUCUGAAGUGGCACCCGGACAAGAACCCAGAGAACCAUGACAUUGCCAAUGAAGUGUUCAAGCAUCUGCAGAAUGAGAUCAGCAGAUUAGAAAAGCAGGCUUUUCUAGACCAGAACGCGGACCGAGCCUCGAGACGACCGUUUUCCACGUCAGCAUCUCGAUUUCAGUCCGACAAGUAUUCUUUCCAGAGGUUUUACACUUCGUGGAAUCAAGAGGCAACGAGCCAUAAGUCUGAAAGGCAGCAACAGAAUAAGGAAAAGUGCCCCCCUCCGGCAGGACAGACGUACUCUCAAAGGUUCUUUGUCCCCCCGACGUUCAAGUCGGUGGGGAAUCCAGUGGAAGCACGGAGAUGGUUGCGACAAGCCAGAGCAAAUUUUUCGGCUGCCAGGAACGACCUUCAUAAAAACGCCAAUGAAUGGGUGUGCUUUAAGUGUUACCUUUCCACCAAGCUAGCCUUGAUCGCAGCUGACUACGCCGUGCGGGGCAAGUCUGAUAAGGACGUAAAACCAGCUGCGCUCGCACAGAAAAUAGAGGAGUAUAGUCAGCAGCUUGAAGGCCUGACCAAUGAUGUGCACACGCUGGAGGCUUACGGCGUCGACAGUUUAAAAACAAGGUACCCUGACUUGCUUCCUUUCCCACAGAUCCCAAAUGACAGGUUCACCUCGGAGGUCGCCAUGAGAGUGAUGGAAUGUACUGCCUGCAUCAUCAUCAAGCUCGAAAACUUCAUACAGCAGAAGGUGUGAGGUGAAGGCCCAGAGCAGAGGCGGACCUCGGGUGUUGCAGCACAAACACGGAUCGCUGACCUUCAUUAACUUCAUUGCCCGUCACCCAGGAGCUGUGAAGCACAGUGCGGGUUGCUCUGGAGGACUUCCGGAGUUAUUGUUAAUGUGAAAGCAACAGAAACCCUUAACAGAAACUAAAAGAGAAUUGUUUUGGAGAUGGUGGUGAACUGCGAAGUCGGUGUGUUUGAAGAUGGGAUGGCACACUGUUGAACUGCACUUUCUAUAACCAAAGCUUAGCCGUGUUAGAGAAGGGUCUGUGUGUCUCUAGUUAGGAUGAAGUUAAGUUUAUGUCUUAAAGGUAUUUUUGAAGGAGUUACUGAAACACUGGACAUACCUUUGGUGUGAACAUAAAAGGGGAAUCAAGUCAUUAGAGUUCUAUCAUUUUUUUAAAGUGGAUCCUCUUGGAUGCAUUAUUUUCUGAUCAGCUGGCUCUGAUUAUGAAUUUGCUGCAGUUUUCCAUCUUCCUCGGUACAUUUGAAAAUGGUACAGUAUUUCAUCCUGUUACUUGAGGUGUAUGGAGGCAGUGCUUAGGGUGCACUGGGUGCACCGUGCGUCUUUCAGUGUUGUUUUAUACCUUAUGUUUACAAGCUUCCCGCGUCGUGGAAUGACCUACGGACAACAGCACAGUGGCGGCUCUCCUUCCCGGACGGAAUGUUGCUCAUGCACACUGCUCACCAAAAGACAUUUAUCAGUGGUUAGAACAUUUGCUUUACGUUUGUGUGUGCAUACUUUCCACAGUUGUCCUAAUUUAUAUAGUGUGGUUGAACAGGAUACAACCUUUUGUGUCUAAAGGUGCUGUAGUUAAAAAAAACCUUUCAAUAAUGGCACUUAGUGGAGUUUUUUGGAUUUUACUUUAAAAACUUGUUAAAGUCAUCAGGGUAAUUUCCAUUAGUUUAUGAAAGAGGAACUGUCAGCUUGCCUUUCCCCUUAAAAGAUUCGGAGGCCACUUUUGAUUUUCAUCAUGUUCAAGUGUCCUGCCAUACUUCAUGUUUCUUUAGCAGAAUGUCAAAAUAAAGGAGUAAUAAUUAGUUUACAUAAGUGGCUGUAAAUGAUGCUAAAUACAAUAUUUUAUGCAAUGAAGGGCUUACAGACCGUAUUAAAGGUUUUUACUUUUAUUGGUAAUAAGGAAUGUAGGCUUCACACACUUGUGUUGUUGCUUUUGGAUGUGAAAUCAUGUAAUUAUUUCUGCUGUUAUAUAUUCAGUGCCAUAAUUUUAAUAAAGCAAAAUGUACAUAUUAAAUGGUUGUAACUGGAAUUUCCUGAGGACUAGUUCAUUGGAAAUUAAAUUUGGUUUCUUCCUAUGCUUAUUUUUCAUACGCAUGUACUGAUAUAUGUGUGUUUAUUGGAAAUAUCAGGAAUUGCAUUUCUUUGCCUCAAGGGAUAGCUUGAAUAUGUGAGGCUAAUUCACACUUGAGCCUCAACUGAUAAAAAAAGUCAUCUUUAUACCUAAGAUACAAGUCUUCAAAGUUAGGCAGACAAGGCCUGUGAGUUCUCUGUUCUAGGGCUACCCGGAUUCUGGGAUUUCAGCGUUAUUUUAAAAGUGCAGCCAGGGGAGGUAGUGCAUGCCUGUUAUCCCAGCACUUGGGAGGCUCCAGCAGGAGGAUUGCCAUAAAUUCAACUAUCUAGCGAGACCCUGUUUCAAAGCACCAAAAGAAGAAAAAGUAAUAAAAAGUGCUUGCUACUUUGAAUCUCAUAUUCAGCACUUACAGUGUGUUUGGUUUUCAGUGUUUAAAUUUAUGCAGAAAGCCUUGCCUUGGUGAUAGUUGAUCUAGUUGAAUUUACUUUUCUAAACUCUUUAAAAGCACAGGUUCACAAUCCCUUCUGUGAAGCACUGGACUCAGGUGUGUUUCCGAGUUCGAUUUUAGGAAGUUAAUGUGAAGGCAUGUAGACGGAGCGAAACGCUGUCCCGAGGGUUGGGCAGCGCCCUGCGGACACAGCCGUAUUUCUGCGGUGCGCCUUCAGCGGCCACACUCCUCGUGCAAGUUCAGGUCAGGUUUCGUCACCACUGAGAUGCAGCACACGCAUUUGAAAUUUUUACUUUGCAUGUAGUUUGAGACUUUGAAAAGAGCCUAAGGAAUUUUGCUGGGAACUAAUUUGUAUAUUUUACUAUUUUGUACAUUUUCCUCAUAUUCUUCUUUCAUUUUUUAAAAAGAUAGCAGGAGCUGGGUGCCUGGAGUAGGUGCUCCUGAGUCGCAUACAGAUGGAACGAGGGGUGGGGCGGUGUCCUCCCUCCCCGGGGCGGGGCGGAGUGCCUCCAGUGAGAGGCCCGGAGGUGGGUGAGGACCCUACACCGUGCUCUGAGGUCAUAAAGCAGGGGUGGGGGCAAAAAGAGAGAGUGCUGAGGACCCCGGAAUGCUUUGCACAAAGUACUGUAUUAACGUUCAACAAGACACUGGGAAGGUUUUCCCAGGUCUGACUUGGGGGUGAGUGGGGUCUGCUUCUUCAGGCAGUGCCAGCUGACAGUUGCAGAUCUCACGAGUAGCGUCUAUAGUCUGUAAUGUGUAGAAAAUAGCAAUCAGAUCUUAGCCACAUGUCCUUCGAGGGUCUAACAAAGGAACGGAAUCAGACACCCCUACACACACGUGAUUUGUUAUGCCAGGACUUGAUUGCCUGAUGAUUUGGGGGGAGGGGGACUGGCAAGUACUCAGUGUACACACAGGCCUACAGGCUGGAAACGCUUGGAGGAGCUGACAUCUGCGGGUGGAAUUGCGUCCAGCGCUGGUUUCUAACCUUCCCGCAGCUCAUCUCAUUUUCAAGGGAUCUGACAAAGUAACGUCCGCACACUGUUAGCAGUGGGGACCCAGCAGCACAUUCCAUCCCGGCUGUGGAUUUCUGCCAGGCCAUAGUCUGAUGUGGUUUACCUGUUAAAUGUAAACUGGUCCAUGUAGAGUCUAAAGCCAGAUCACAUUUUUAAAGUAAAAGCUGUGUUGAAAAUGUAUGUGUAGUUACAAUUUUGGAAAGACCCCACCUGCCCUGAGGACAGAGCCCUGCCUCUAAGAAGACACUUUUGUGGCACUGCCCGCCCACUGACAGAUGUGCUUUUUGUUAGCAGUGCCGGGCGAACUCAUUUAUAUUUGAUAGAAAAUGUAUUUGACUUCUAUACUGCAGCGGCAUUGAAGUGGAAUUUUAAAUACGGAGAAGACUGCCAAAGCCAAAUAAGAUGAGCUGUUAGGGGACAAAAUUACACAAAACGGACACAACAUAAAGCCCUGUGAAGGGUUCUUCCUUUUUGAAAAUUUCCACCCUCAUUUGCUCUUCCUCAAAGAACGACUUUGUGGCAGGGGAACUAUGGGAAGGACUCCACAGAUGUGGCUCUACCCUUUCAAUGGGAAGUUGGUGGCCUUCACAAAAGGGUGUGUCCCUCCCUUCCCCUCCACGUAGGAAGUUGCAGGAAGCUGCAGUUUGCCUGGUAGCCCAGAACUUGUGCUGUAUUAGCUGUGAAGUAUCAGGAAUUCUGUGUACUACGGACUCGAAUAUCUUUACUGCUAAGAUGGACACCUCUUCAUCUUUUUGACGCAUGUCUUCUCAGCGGGUUUAUAAAUUUGAAAAGAAGUGCUGCUUUUGAAUCCUUAAAAUACCAACACUCCUCAGUGUGACCGUUCAGUCUAAUAGUGGUCUAUGUGCCUCAUUAGAUAAGUCCAUCAUCAUGACCUUAGGACUUCAGUAAAAAUUUAAAUGACGUGUAGUGUUUUUAUGAUUUUAGGAUACAGCUUAUCUAAUUUUCCAAUCUGAUGAAGUAUAAAUUUCCUUACUACUUUGGAGAAUGCAAUGAUUCAUAACUUUCACAGUGAGUCCCUAUAAAAAGAAAAAAGUAAAAUUUGUACACGUUAUUCAGUGUUCUGUUCUCUGUAUUCUUCUUCAUACUUUCUCUUGGAUUCUUUUUCUUGACUUCUUUAUCAUCUAAACACUGUUUCUUGGAAAGCCAAACUGAUUUGUAAAUGUUCAGCGAUGCUGUGUUAGGUCAGUCAGGCUUGAAGAUGUUUGUUUUGCACAAACGUUUCCAUAUUUAGGAGACCAAAUAUGGGACAAUAACAGAAUGGUUUAGUAAGGACACUAGGCAUGUUGCAGUAUGGAAGUCAUUUAUUAGUUUUAAAAUUCAGGACUUAACUAAAUGGAAAAAGUAGACACCAAUUUAUAAUUAAAAGCGCCCAACCCCCUGUGAAACUUGAGGAACAUUACAGUUGAGAGGUGACUUUGCUCUUAGCUGCUUUAAGAAGGCCUGUGUUUUUAUCUUGUAAUUUCAUUAGUUGUAUAAUAGCAACUUAAAACUCUAUAGAGUUAUGAGGGGGUUAAACUGUUACUACCUUAUUAAAGCGGCACUAGAACUCAUGUUUGCUUUUCUAAUUUUUUGAUUCUGAGACUAGAAAAUAACUUUGAACUUGUAUCACAAAGCAUGUAUUAGAAAGUUGGGAUGCUGUUGGUCACUAUAUGUGUAGCUUUUUGGGAACUGUAAAGAACUGGUCGUAACAGAACAAGCACACCCUCUCUUGGGAUGGGGAACAUUUUAUAAAGUGAGUGAGUGAUCUGCGUGAAAUGAACCUGUUCUCACAAGUUUGGUGUGCCCUGUUUGGUUUAGAUCCAUUUCCACACAGUUGGCACGAACCACAUUUUCACAGACAGUAGGAGUGUGCUUCUGUGUAGCUGCACUCGGUCCUUCUGUGCUGAAAAAAGCACCCGGGCAGAGCUAGUGUAAAUCCUGCCACUUAGCAGCUGUUUGAUCUCAGUAGGUAACAAUGCCCUUUGGGCUUCAGGUCUUCCUUUGUCAGUUAGCUGUAUCCCAGCUGUACAGUUCUCAUGUAUUUUGGCGUUUGAGGUGAAAUGAGACAUUACAUCAGAGUUUUUCCAAGUGAAAGCAGCUACGCAAAUUUAAGGUCACAAUUUUGGUAAGCUUCAGUAGUUACCUGUGACCCUGAGACAGCGUGAGUCUGUCACCAGUAAGUUGGGGAAAACAGUACAUAAGAGCUGUGAGGAUUAAAGAAGGUAAGACUCUCACACUGAAUUCUGUGAAAAAUGCAGGUUGACUUUUAUUGCGUGUGACUGAUUGUGUGUAAUUUAUUUCCUUGACUACAUAUUAAAAAUCAGAUGAACUUUAAAUUGUCUUGAAAAUCUGCACAUUCUCUUGCGAAACCUGCCACUGCCUGCCGCUGAGGUUGGACGUUGAGGUGUGUUGGCACCGACCGGCCCCACUUCGCGAGUAGUUACAGAUCCGCCGAUGAGCAUCGUGAGUUAAUUCCACGUGCAGGUCAGCGAGGACAGAUGGGAAGAGGAAGGUCACAAUGUUCUGAUGGAAAGUAGCCAAGAUCCAGUGAAAUAAACACGUUCUUCUGA
This is a messenger RNA of Chinchilla lanigera (long-tailed chinchilla), 18942 nucleotides long. It is a transcript of the gene Sacs, whose product is annotated as sacsin molecular chaperone. The record is from RefSeq and is a predicted model, not a curated record. NCBI's taxonomy places the organism in Eukaryota, Metazoa, Chordata, Mammalia, Rodentia, Chinchillidae. Gene Ontology annotation, molecular function: Hsp70 protein binding.